Elephantulus edwardii (Cape elephant shrew) is the source of this 399-nucleotide messenger RNA. RefSeq names its product fatty acid binding protein 2, intestinal (gene FABP2). The transcript is spliced from 4 exons. Gene Ontology annotation, biological process: fatty acid transport. The coding region runs from base 1 to 399 and encodes 132 amino acids. Gene Ontology annotation, cellular component: nucleus; cytosol. The record is from RefSeq and is a predicted model, not a curated record. Gene Ontology annotation, molecular function: fatty acid binding. NCBI's taxonomy places the organism in Eukaryota, Metazoa, Chordata, Mammalia, Macroscelidea, Macroscelididae.
AUGGCAUUCGACGGUACUUGGAAGGUUGACCGGAAUGAGAACUAUGACAAGUUCAUGGAGAAACUGGGUAUUAAUGUGGUCAAAAGGAAGCUUGCAGCUCACGACAAUUUGAAACUGAUAAUUACACAAGAAGGAAAUAAAUUCACAGUCAAAGAAUCAAGCAAUUUUCGAAGCAUUGAAAUUGUGUUUGAACUUGGUGCUAAUUUUAAUUAUAGCAUGGCAGAUGGAACUGAACUGAAUGGAGCCUGGACCAUAGAGGGAAACCAACUUGUUGGAAGAUUCAAGCGAGUAGACAACGGAAAAGAGCUCAAUACAGUCCGAGAAAUCAUUGGUGGUGAACUCGUCCAGACUUACACGUACGAAGGAGUGGAAGCUAAGAGGAUCUUCAAGAAGGAAUAA